This is a messenger RNA of Haliotis rubra (blacklip abalone), 992 nucleotides long. RefSeq names its product ras-specific guanine nucleotide-releasing factor 2-like. NCBI's taxonomy places the organism in Eukaryota, Metazoa, Mollusca, Gastropoda, Lepetellida, Haliotidae. The coding region runs from base 1 to 819 and encodes 272 amino acids. Gene Ontology annotation, molecular function: protein binding; guanyl-nucleotide exchange factor activity. The record is from RefSeq and is a predicted model, not a curated record. The transcript is spliced from 6 exons.
AUGACUCUUCUAGAGCUGACAAGCCUGUUUGAUACGUCAUCUGCUGCUUUACUGGGAAAUGUUGCCGUAGACUUCAGCGGUUUGGUUGUACACAAAGGGAAAGACACAGAAAAGCAGUAUUGCUUUACAAUAACCUACAAAAGCGAGGGUCAAAGACAAUACGAUCUACGCAGUGAAUCAGAGUCGGACUGUAAGGCAUGGAUUGAUGCUAUCCAGAGAGCAAGCUAUGGCAAGGUGUUGGAGCAGAAAGAAGAACUGGAGCAGAAACACUUGCACCUUCUACAGAUUCUUGACAGUGAAAGGCAGGCCAAGUGGCACUAUGUUCAGCAGACUGAGGAACUGGCAGCAGAGGUGAAGAAACUCAAAGCUGAGUUACAGAAAUUUCAUAAGGAAAUUGGCACAAAUCAUCAAGUUAAUGAAGAAACAGAUGAAAUAAAAAAGAUAAAGAAGGUUCAAAGUUUUUUUCGUGGAUGGCUCUGUCGACGUCGCUGGAAGCAGAUUGUGGAGCUGUAUAUCCGAUCCCCUCAUGCAGAGAGCAUGCGGAAACGCAACAGUAUAGUUUUCAGUAUGGUAGAGUGUGAAGAAGAGUAUAACCGCCAACUUUCUUGCCUUGUCACUUGUUUUCUGAGACCAUUAAGAAUGGCUGCAAGUUCAAAGAAACCUCCCAUAUCACAUGAAGAUGUCAACUCUAUAUUUCUAAACAGGUUUGUAUUUUUAAAAUUCUUUUCAAAUACAAAGUUGAAGAUAUUUACUCUGUGGGGUUAUUUGGGUAUUUUUGUCCCAUUCUUCACUCUUUAUUCCCAAAUAGAGCCUACAUAGAAAAUUAUGGUGAUUAUUAUAGUUGAAAUUUCUGUGCCACAUUUGACACUUUGAAAGUCCAACUUUCACUCAUUUCUCAAAUAUCAAACUUAUGUUUAUUUUGAUCACAAUACCUGCUAUGUCCUUGAACCUUCCACAUACUGUAAAUCAUGAAAUUUAUGCGAGCAUUUUAU